AAGGAAUCUUCUCAAAAAAGCGUAAGGAAUAUUUGCUAUGCGCUCGCUCUCAGAGUCUCAGUCUCGCCUAUAAAUAGAAACGGCUCCACACAUCAGCAAGAUCACCUAUCUUGAUUACUCAUCAAGAAAUUCUACAUGUCAAUUAAACUCAACUCCCAUAUUGUAUCAAGUUUAGAAAUAUAAAAACACAUAAUAAUGGUGAUUGUUCUUAAGUAUUCCUUGAACAUCAUGAAGUUCAUAAGUAUCUCCGGGGGACUGGAAGAUGAUAGAGAAGACAAGCAAAUAUACCAAGAACAUCCCAACAACGACGAAUAUGAUGAUAACCACGAUAUCUCUGAUAAUGGCGAGGAAUAUGACGAUGAUGAUGAUGAUGAUGGUUUUGAAAGCGAUGGUGACAUUGACGACGAUAGGAGUUGCAUUACCCAGGUAGAUGAUUAUUAUUAUGAUGAUGAUGACGGUUCUGAAAGAGAUGGUGACAUUGAUCAUGAUGAUGGGAGUUGCACUAGCUAUGCUGCUUUAAGUGAAAAUGAUGAAGGCCUUGAUCAACUCUUGGAGGUAACAUUAUUGGAGAGUUGGAGGCAAUAAUAUUAAACAGUUGAUGAUACGGACGUUGUUAACCAGGUGGCUCAUCUACUCGUUCAGGAGUUUUCCAAUUUUAGAAGUUGGGCUACUUUUACGAAUCCCCAUCAACUUCCUAAUCGUGUACUUGGUGCUUAUUUACUAGAGCUGAAGGGUCUUCCAACCAUACUAUCCAGUUAAUUCUUCUGCUCAUUUAUCUAGUUGUCUUACAUCUUGUUCUAGCUUUAAUUGCUUUUAUUUUUCACUGUUAUUUUGUCAUUAUUUAUUGGGUCAGGUCUAACCCCCUUCCAAUAAAUGCAUUCACUUAUUUGCUCUGUUUUUUGAAGAAAAAUGCCUCUUCUUGAGGGGUAUUGGUUUGUGUCCCCUAGCUCUCUCCGUGUAUCAUGUCUUUAUUUUAAUAAAACAUGGCAAAUAAUUCCUGACAUUUGCCCCACCGACUAAGGUAGUUUGUCCACCAGCUUCAAGAAAAUGAUAAUGAUGAAGGUGAUGAAAGUGAUGAAGACUAAAGUACAAAUUGGGGGCAAUAAUAAUUAGGAGUAACAGUUACUUGAAACACUACUCUAUAGUGGUGCUCGUCGAAGUUGGGUUACUCAAGGGUUAAUUAGGUGCAAUUGCUUCAAUUGGGAAUUCAAGAAGGUUUAUUUUAUAUUGUUUGUUUGUUGUGGUUUAUGUUUGUUGGAUCUUAAUUGCGUGUUUCUUUGGGGAUAAACGAAAAUUGAGUAUGGGGAGAAAUCAACGAUGUCAUCUUUUCUACUUCGUAUAUGUUUAGG
Messenger RNA from Cuscuta epithymum, 1349 nucleotides. Lineage: Eukaryota; Viridiplantae; Streptophyta; Magnoliopsida; Solanales; Convolvulaceae. The record is from the annotation of a GenBank genome assembly.